This is a messenger RNA of Chrysochloris asiatica (Cape golden mole), 2148 nucleotides long. It is a transcript of the gene SAMD4A, whose product is annotated as sterile alpha motif domain containing 4A. The transcript is spliced from 12 exons. Gene Ontology annotation, biological process: negative regulation of translation; regulation of mRNA stability; nuclear-transcribed mRNA poly(A) tail shortening. Bases 1 to 2148 code for a protein of 715 amino acids. NCBI's taxonomy places the organism in Eukaryota, Metazoa, Chordata, Mammalia, Afrosoricida, Chrysochloridae. The record is from RefSeq and is a predicted model, not a curated record. Gene Ontology annotation, molecular function: translation repressor activity; mRNA binding; protein binding. Gene Ontology annotation, cellular component: P-body.
AUGAUGUUUCGCGACCAGGUCGGGGUGCUGGCGGGCUGGUUUAAGGGCUGGAAUGAGUGUGAGCAGACUGUUGCGCUGCUGUCACUGCUUAAGCGCGUGAGCCAGACCCAGGCCCGUUUCCUCCAGCUCUGCCUGGAGCACUCGCUGGCCGACUGCGCGGAGCUGCACGUCCUGGAAGGCGAGGCCAACAGCCCCGGAAUCAUUAACCAAUGGCAACAGGAAUCCAAGGAUAAAGUGAUUUCCCUCCUGUUAACUCACCUGCCUUUGUUGAAGCCAGGAAACCUUGACGCAAAAGUAGAGUAUAUGAAACUGCUCCCCAAAAUCCUGGCUCACUCUAUUGAACACAACCAGCACAUCGAGGAGAGCAGGCAGUUGCUGUCCUAUGCAUUGAUACAUCCAGCCACUUCAUUGGAAGACCGCAGUGCUUUAGCCAUGUGGCUGAACCACUUGGAGGAUCGCACUUCUACCAGCUUCAGUGGUCCGAACCGAGGCCGCUCGGACUCUGUGGAUUAUGGGCAGACACACUACUAUCACCAAAGACAGAACUCUGACGACAAACUCAAUGGGUGGCAGAACUCUCGGGAUUCUGGGAUUUGUAUCAACGCCUCCAACUGGCAGGACAAAAGCCUGGGGUGUGAGAAUGGCCAUGUGCCCCUCUACUCCUCCUCAUCUGUCCCCACCACAAUCAAUACAAUUGGAACCAGCACAAGUACAAUUCUCUCAGGCCAGGCACACCACAGCCCUUUGAAACGAUCUGUGUCCCUUACCCCACCCAUGAAUGUGCCAAACCAGCCUCUAGGACAUGGAUGGAUGUCUCAUGAGGACUUACGAGCUAGAGGACCCCAGUGCCUCCCUUCCGAUCAUGCCCCCCUGUCUCCACAAAGCAGUGUAGCCUCUUCAGGAAGUGGUGGGAGUGAACACUUAGAAGAUCAGACUACUGCUCGUAACACAUUCCAAGAAGAAGGUAGUGGUAUGAAAGAUGUUCCAGCCUGGUUGAAAAGCCUCCGCCUGCACAAGUAUGCUGCGCUUUUCUCCCAGAUGACCUAUGAGGAAAUGAUGGCCCUUACGGAGUGCCAACUGGAAGCUCAGAAUGUUACCAAAGGUGCAAGACACAAAAUUGUCAUCAGUAUUCAGAAGCUCAAAGAAAGACAAAACCUUCUGAAGUCUCUGGAAAGGGACAUCAUCGAAGGGGGCAACCUGCGCAUCCCACUCCAGGAACUGCACCAGAUGAUCCUGACGCCCAUCAAGGCCUACAGCUCCCCGAGCACCACCCCUGAGGCUCGUCGCCGCGAGCCCCAGGGCCCACACCAGCCUUCUCUGAUGGGCCCUGAGAGCCAGCGCCCUGACUGCAAAGAAAGUGGAGGCGCUACAGCCACUACCGCAGCUGGGGCCAGCACUGGGCUGCAACCUCACCAACUGAGCAGCUGUGAUGGGGAGCUGGCUGUUGCCCCCCUCCCGGAGGGGGACCUCCCUGGGCAGUUCACGCGUGUCAUGGGCAAAGUGUGCACACAGCUCUUGGUCUCCAGACCUGAUGAGGAAAAUAUAAGUUCCUAUUUACAGCUCAUAGACAAGUGUCUAAUUCAUGAGGCAUUUACAGAGACACAGAAGAAAAGAUUGUUGUCAUGGAAACAGCAGGUGCAGAAGCUCUUUCGGUCUUUCCCUCGGAAAACCCUUCUAGACAUAUCAGGAUAUCGACAGCAAAGAAAUCGAGGCUUUGGGCAGUCCAAUUCCCUCCCAACUGCCGGCUCAGUGGGUGGCGGCAUGGGCAGACGGAACCCGCGUCAAUAUCAGAUCCCCUCACGGAAUAUUCCUUCUGCCCGGCUUGGACUCUUGGGCACCAGUGGAUUCGUCAGUUCUAACCAGCGCAACACCCCAGCCAACCCCACCAUCAUGAAACAAGGAAGACAGAACCUCUGGUUUGCCAACCCUGGGGGCAGCAACAGCAUGCCAAGCCGCACCCACAGCUCAGUCCAAAGGACCCGCUCGCUGCCUGUGCACACUUCUCCGCAGAACAUGCUGAUGCUCCAGCAGCCAGAAUUCCAGCUCCCCGUGACUGAACCUGACAUCAACAACAGGCUGGAGUCUUUGUGCCUCAGUAUGACCGAACACGCCCUGGGAGACGGGGUUGACCGAACCUCCACAAUCUAA